Eremothecium cymbalariae DBVPG#7215 is the source of this 1653-nucleotide messenger RNA. RefSeq names its product Rim8p (gene RIM8). The record is from RefSeq and is a predicted model, not a curated record. Gene Ontology annotation, biological process: ubiquitin-dependent endocytosis. The coding region runs from base 1 to 1653 and encodes 550 amino acids. NCBI's taxonomy places the organism in Eukaryota, Fungi, Ascomycota, Saccharomycetes, Saccharomycetales, Saccharomycetaceae. Gene Ontology annotation, cellular component: plasma membrane; cytosol; cytoplasm. Gene Ontology annotation, molecular function: ubiquitin protein ligase binding; protein-macromolecule adaptor activity. The transcript has a single exon.
AUGGGGUUCUUUUCCAAGUUUAAGCUGCUAAGCUCGUUUCAAGCGGAGAAUUCGCCUGAAAGGAGGCUAAAGACGUUGGUAGUGGUUGCCGAUUUUUACGUGGAUAUCGAGGAGCCACAUAAGAUAUGGAAACCUGGAGAAUUUAUUGCUGGGGAGGUGGUGCUCUCACUGAAGAAGCCAUUAAAGAAUGUGAGUGUGAAUCUUGCUUUGGUUGGUAAGUUGAAGGUACGAAACGGGGCAGGCGCAACGUCUAGAUUGAAGUUAGAACGGGAGUUGUUUAAAAAGUCUACGGUUAUAUAUGGAGAUAUUGUAGAAAAGCCCACGGCAGUUGACGAUUUGAAUGGCCUUACUAGAGGAGAUCAUCGUUUCCCUUUCCGGAUGAUGAUUCCGAUGAAAAAUGUAUAUACGUCGAUAGAGUUUGAGAAGGGUUCAAUCUCCUAUAGUGUUGAAUGUACUCUUAAACCCCUUAUUGAUUCGUCGUGCUCUAUGUCAAAAUGCUCGAAAAGGUUUUCACUCUUGGUUCCCGUGGACGUGGGUCCUCUGCCGAAACCGACCACGAAGAUUGUUGUUCUACAAUCCCCCCAGAUGAUGAGGGGCCCAAGGCUUAGUAUGGCAGAACAAGAUACCUCUUCAUCUUUAACGAAGAAGACGAAUCCUUUGACCAUCUCCAAUGCAUCAGCUACCACAAAUACAUCGUCGAAGACUGUUACAAUAUCAGUGGAUAUAGCAGAAUCUGGCUUCACAAUCGGUGAUACCAUCAAGAUAAAGGUUCACAUACAGCAUUAUAAAGAUUAUUCGCAUUCCGCUGGCCUCAUUGCCACGUUGGUACGAAUCUGUCGCAUGCAUGGUGUUGGAAAAGAAGAUCCUAUGGAGACGUUCCGUAAAGAUAUCUGCCAGUGUGUUUCCCCACUUUAUAUAGACCCCAACACAUACGACUGUUUUGUGGUUAUGAAUCUAAAUGUUCCUCUCGAUGCAUUUCCAACCUUGGUUGUACCAGAUAGAGGGUUCAGUUUUCAAUACUAUAUCGAAGUUCUCGCAAAUCUAUCCCCCCGAAAUAUUGUGUACACCGAGUCUAAUAGAAUAGUUGGCGGAUCUAGCACUACGGAUAUACCAAUACCUUCAACGAAGGGCCAUAUAACCAAGAAAUUCAGCAUUAUUCCUCCUAAACUACCUAUUCCCAACAAAAAUGAAGCUGGAGCGUUGGACGAAUCCCUGAUUUUCUUUCAAGAUAUGAUCAAUGUUGAUAAACUCAAACGCUUAAGAAAUGUCACAGGUACUUCAAUAGAAAUUGUUAUAGGUACCCACAAAAGUGAUUGCCCACAAACUAAUACGCUAUCAAAACCUGCUGGUGAACUAAAAGAAGGCUCUUCAUCAGUUCCAUAUGAAGAUCCUCCUACAUCCUACAUCUCUUCCGUUUCGAAACCUGAAGACACGUACGAUAAACUCUGUCAACAAUAUUUUGGAGACUUAAUUAGUGAGCCAUCAUCAUCCAGGAAAAAACAAGUCGAUAAUCUAGAAGCCGACGUAUACCCCACUGACCCAGUGCCGAGAUACACAGCAAAUUCUGAAUAUCCUGUUACAGAAGACAAGAAUGAGUUAGAACAACUAAGGCUACAUGAGUUAGAAAGCGAUCCACCUCCCGAAAAUCCCUAG